AUGGAUCAUUUUAUAAAAGACUUGAAAUUAUUAGCUAAACCGUGCAAUUUUGGAACUCAAGAAGAUAGUCUUAUAAGAGAUAGAAUAAUUUUAGGGGUCCAAGAUCAUAAUUUGCAAGAAAAACUAUUGGGAAUAAAUAAUUUAAAUCUGGAAACUGCAGAAAGCACUUGUAGAACAACAGAAGCUACUAAGCUUCAAGCAAAAGAUUUAAACAAGGAAGAAGUGAAUUUAAUUCGAAGAAGAGGAUACAGUCAAGGUGACCCUAGUACUAGCGACAGUGGCAAUAAUAACGAAAGAGAGUACAGUUGCUUGAAAUGUGGCAGAAGACACACCAAAGGCAAGUGCUUUGCUUUCGGAAAAAAGUGCGCUAAGUGUGGACUGGAAGGACAUUUUGCUGUAGGAUGCAAAAACAGUCACAAUAGAAAUAUAAAUAGUAAUCAACAUGUAAAUGUUGUUGAUGAAAAUGAUUCGAGUGAUGAAGAUUUUGUUAUUAACAAUCUAACUGUAUUCAACAUUUAUGACAAUGAUAAUUCAGAACUUGAAAAAAUAUGGACAAAAAAUGUAUGUAUUGAUAAUAGUGUAAUUAAGUUUAAGGUUAAUUCUGGAGCUCAAUGUAAUGUACGUCCAAUAAGUUAUAUAAAAAAAUUAGAAAGGGAGAAUGACAUAAUACAUUCAGAGCAAAGUAUUAUAGCCUAUGGCGACAAUAAAAUCAGAGUUGUAGGAAGUAUAAUCUUAAAAUGUUUAAUUAAAAAUAAUAUUCAAAAUGUAAAAUUCUUGGUUGUAGAUAUACGAGGCAAACCUAUUCUUGGAUUAAAAACCUGUGUAAAAUUAAAUAUAAUAUGCAAACUGGAUGAAGUUAACUUAAAGAAUAAAAGAGAUUCUAAAGAAAAUUUCAUUAAUCAGAAUAAAAAGUUGUUUGAAGGUACUGGUAAAGUUUCGUUUAAAUAUAGGAUUUUAUUAAAAGAGGGUUACAAACCAGUUGUAAGUAAUUGCAGAAGAGUCGCUGACAAACUUAAAGGAAAGCUAAAAAACACUUUGGAUGAGUUAGUAGACAAAGAUAUAAUUGAGAAGGUCGAUGAACCUUCAGAAUGGCUAAGUAAUAUAGUUUGUGUUGAAAAACCUAAUUCAGACAAGUUAAGAAUCUGUUUAGACCCUAUACAUUUAAAUAAGUAUAUUUGUAUAGAUAGGCAUCCUGUACCAACAACAGAAGACAUAGGCUUAAAAUUAAGAGGGAAAAGUAUCUACAGUGUGAUAGAUAUGUCAUAUGCCUUCUAUCACAUAGGAUUGGUCAAAGAUAGCCAAAAAUUAUGCACAUUUAUAACACCAUUCGGUAAAUAUCGUUUUAAGAGGUUAUGUUUUGGUCUAUCAUGUAGUCCAGAAGUUUUCCAACGAGUAAAUGAAAGAAUUUUCGGAGAUUUAAAUAUCCCAAUAUAUUUUGAUGACUUAAUAAUUGCUGGUAAAGACGAAAAAGAACAUGAUUUGAUAAUGAAUAAAGUACUAGAGAGAGCUAAACAGUUUAAUGUAAGAUUUAAUGCUAACAAGUUACAAUACAAAGUAAAGGAAGUAAUAUACUUGGGGCAGGUUUAUUCCAAAGAGGGGAUAAAACCAGAUAAUUCAUAUGUAGAGGCAAUAAUGGCUUUAGAAUACAUAGGGGAAAUGUGCCUAUGA
Diorhabda sublineata is the source of this 1668-nucleotide messenger RNA. RefSeq lists its product as uncharacterized. The record is from RefSeq and is a predicted model, not a curated record. Lineage: Eukaryota; Metazoa; Arthropoda; Insecta; Coleoptera; Chrysomelidae. The transcript has a single exon. Bases 1 to 1668 code for a protein of 555 amino acids.